Messenger RNA from Insectozyma verbasci, 2664 nucleotides. The record is from the annotation of a GenBank genome assembly. Lineage: Eukaryota; Fungi; Ascomycota; Pichiomycetes; Serinales; Debaryomycetaceae.
AUGACAACACCAUCUGACCCUAAAUUUGAUAGGUCAAGACUAUCAGAUAAUGAAUUUGUAGAACAAUUAAUAUUUGAAAAUCGUGAAUUAAAAGCUCAAAUUAAUAAUUUAAAUAAAAUUGUUGAUAAUUUUAAUAAUUUGAAGAAUGGAGAUAUUAAACUAAAUGGUGAUGAUAAUAUAUCUGCAAGUGAAAAGAUACAAAAUUUACAAAAGAAAUCAAGUAAAGAAUCAAACGAGAAUAAUAAUAGUUCAAUGUCACCACAAGAUAUACCUAUGAGAUCAGCAAGAAGGAGGAAAAAUUCACUCGAUUCAAAAACUUUAGUUAAACAAGCAUCAACAUCAUCAUUACAAUCAUCUAUACUAACAUAUGAGGAAGAAAUUGAAUCUUCUAUAUUACUGAAAAAUGACAAGGAUACGACUGUUAAAAAUAAAUCUAAUUUUGAAAAUACAAUGGAAUCCAUAAAUAGUGCUACAUUAGAUCCAACUAAUUCAAAUACAGAUGCAAUUAAUUCAUCUUCAUCAAAAUUAAAUACAAGUACAAGCUCAAUUGCGUCAAAAAUUAGAGUUAAACCACCCCAAUUUCAACAAGAUUCAAAAAUGUCGUCACUACCCCUGAUACCUUCAAAUUUAGAUAAUGAAAUACCAAAGACACCAGAUGGAUUAUCAGCAUUUGGUGUGAAAUUUGAAAAUGCUUCAUCAAGUACAGAACCUACAACCAGUUUAGACCUACCUUAUACUUUACAAGCAACAAGUACUAAUAAUUCAAAUACUAAUUUAACACCAAGACCACAAUUUCAUACUCCAAAUACAUCAUCAAAUCAUAUAAAUGUAGUUUCAAGUCCACAAACUCCUGGUUCGAGUUUUACAAUAUUACAUACACCGAAAACUGAAAUGGAUGAAUCAACUUUAUUUAUAAAACCAGAAGAAUUUCAUACAAUAUCUAUUUCAAUUGUUAGUACUAUAAGUACAGCAAACCAAACAUCAAAAGAUCCAAAUAUAACAAUGAAAAUAAACGACCGUGAAACCAAUAAAGAAAUGUGGAAAAUUAGAAAAACAUAUACUCAAUUAAUAUCAUUUGAUAAUGAAAUUAGACCAAUUAUUGAAUAUUUUGGAUUAACAAUAUUACCGGACAAGCAAUUAUUUUUAUCAACAACUCCAACCAAAAUUGAAAAUAGACGAUCUAAAUUACAAAAUUAUUUUAAUUCAAUUUUUUUAAUGCCUCAUAUACCUCAUAUGGUUUUAUAUAAGAUAUGUAAAUUCUUAUCAUUAAAUUUUGUAAAUCCUUUAGAUGAUUAUCAAAGUGGUGCAAGAAAAGAAGGAUUUUUAGUUAGAAAAUAUAAAGGAUUAGGUAGUAGUUGGAAAAUUAGAUGGUGUCAAGUUGAUGGACCUAAUUUAGAAAUCUAUGAAAAUCCAGGUGGAAUUUUAUUAGAACAAAUUAGAUUGAAAAGAAGUCAAAUUGGUAGACAAUCAACUGACUCAGUUGCUGAAGACAAAGGUUAUAGACAUGCAUUUUUAAUUAUGGAAUCACAAAAAUCAUCAAAAUUACAUUCAUCAACUCCAAAACAUUUCUUUUGUGCAGAAACUGAUGAAGAAAGAGAUGAUUGGGUAACUGCAUUGAUUGAAUUUACAGAAGUUUCUGUUGAUUCAGAAGAAUCUUCUCCAAUUGUUGAUAAUAAUAAGGAUCAAUUUUUAACACCAAGUUCAAGAUAUGAAUCUGACGAAUUAGAAUCAAUAUCCAGAAAAUUUAUGUAUAAUGAAACACCAACACCAACGACUAUUAAUAAUGAUCCAAUGUCUAUGAAACCAUCAUCAUCUUUAGAUACUGAACAACAAGCAAAGAAGAUGAAAAAAAGAAGUAUAUUUCCAUUUAGACGAGAUAAUGUUAAUGAAGAACAACCAAUUCAACAAAGAGAAAAUCAACCACCACCACCGCCACAACAACAACAACAACCUAUACCACAACCUCAAGAUGAUAUGCAAUUGUAUUUUAAUCAACUUAAUCUUGAUAAUAAUUUAGCUAAAUGUACAUUUGGUAGAGAAAUUGAAGUUGCUUUUGACUUAUCACAUCAUGAUUAUUUAGGUAAACAAAUUCCAAGUAUAUGCUACAGAUGUUUAGAUUUUCUUAAUAAAACAGGAGCUAUAUUUGAAGAAGGUAUUUUUAGAUUAAGUGGAUCAGCAUCAUUAAUACGUCAAUUAAAAGAUCAAUUUAAUACUCAAUUUGAUAUUGAUUUUUUUAAAAGUCCUUUAAAACCAGAUAUACAUACAAUUUCAGGAUUAUUUAAAACUUAUCUUAGAGAAUUACCAUCACCUAUAAUUGGAGCUCAAGCUAAUAAUCAUUUAAAUUCAGUCAUGUCAUCAAACUCCAAUUUAUCACCUUCUGUAAUUGCAACUAUUUUCAGAGAUUAUUUUAAUUUAAAUAAUGUUGAUAAAAUUCAUUAUGAUUUAAGUUAUAUUAUCUUUCAAUUCCUUAGACAAAUUAUAUCACAAAACCAAAUAAACAGAAUGAAUUUAAGAAAUGUUUGUAUUGUAUUUGUACCAACUUUAAAUAUUUCAUUAGAAGUUUUGAGUACAUUUUUAGUUGAUUUUGAAUGCAUUUUUGAAAAUGGUACACCAAUACUGGAUACUAAUAGAGAAGUUUUGGAUUUACAUAUACCUAAUUUUUAA